AUUCUUAAACUCGACUCCACCCCCACCCCCACCCCUCUUUCCUAACCCAUCGCCGUCGGUGGUCUUACGUCUUCUUUUUUUGCCUUUAUGAAAAAGUCAAGCACCCUCCUUUGAAUCCAACGCGGACCGAAUCAACAAUCCGACGUCGUUUCCCUGUAAAAUUAAAAAAAAUAUUUCACGUAUUUUCACUCCAUCACAGCUGAGCUUCAAUUUUGAUAUCUUAGCUAACGCAUUUCCAUUUUCCAGAUCGAAUGUGAUACCAUCAAUUUAAGUGUAGCUGUAAUUAGAACUGAAGCAGAUCCGAUUCAUUUUUCAGAAAUGGAUGCGGUGUCCAUUAGAGUACCGUACAAGAAUUUAAAGCAGGAAGUGGAAUUAGUUAACGUUGAUGAAUCAUCUCGGUUUACUCAUUUGGAGAUCCACAGUGAUUCGUCUUCUCCUCCUAGGGUUUCCAAUGGCGAACCAUGCGAUUCGCAUUCUCCUCCUCAGCCGCCGCCUGUACGGAACAGUUUACUCACUUUAAUUCUCAGUUGCACCGUCGCCGCUGGUGUUCAGUUCGGUUGGGCCUUGCAACUCUCUCUCCUCACUCCUUACAUUCAGACACUUGGCAUAGAGCAUGCAUUCUCUUCUUUUAUUUGGCUUUGCGGUCCUAUUACAGGCCUUGUGGUACAACCUUGUGUAGGUAUAUGGAGUGAUAAAUGUCAUUCGAAAUAUGGCAGAAGAAGGCCUUUCAUUUUUGUUGGAGCUGUCAUGAUAUCUAUUGCUGUGAUAGUUAUCGGGUUUUCUGCAGACAUAGGAUACUUAUUGGGGGACACAAAAGAGCAUUGCAGCACUUUCAAAGGCACUCGCUCUAGAGCGGCUAUUGUCUUCGUUGUUGGGUUUUGGAUGCUCGAUCUUGCUAAUAAUACUGUGCAGGGUCCAGCUCGAGCUCUUUUGGCAGAUUUGUCAGGUCCUGAUCAAAGAAAUACUGCAAACGCUGUGUUCUGCUCCUGGAUGGCUGUUGGAAACAUUCUUGGAUUUUCCGCUGGAGCCAGUGGAGGUUGGCACAGAUGGUUUCCCUUUUUGACAAAUAGAGCAUGUUGUGAGCCAUGUGGAAAUCUCAAAGCAGCGUUCUUAGUUGCAGUGGUCUUUUUGACUCUAUGCACGUUGGUAACUCUCCACUUUGCCAAAGAAGUCCCGCUGUCACUCAAGCAAACCAAUCGCUUAUCAGAUUCUGCUCCUCUGUUGGAUAGUCCUCAGAAUACUAGCUUUGACCUUUCUCAAUCAAAAACAGAGUCGCAAUCUGUAAAUAAUGUGACCAAUAAUGAAUCUGAGGUGGGUCAUGUAACCAUUAAUAGUCCAAAGAAUGAAGACCAGAGACAUGAGCAGGAUCAAGGUGAUGGCUUCACUGAUAGCCCUGGAGCAGUUUUGGUCAAUCUAUUGACCAGCUUACGACAUUUGCCUCCUGCAAUGCAUUCGGUUCUCAUUGUCAUGGCUCUGACUUGGUUGUCCUGGUUUCCCUUUUUCCUCUUUGACACGGAUUGGAUGGGGAGAGAAGUCUAUCAUGGGGACCCGAAAGGAGAAGCAGCUGAAGUAAAAGCAUAUAACCAAGGUGUCAGAGAAGGUGCAUUUGGUUUGCUAUUGAAUUCUGUUGUUCUUGGCAUUACCUCCUUUCUUAUUGAGCCAAUGUGCAAGUGGAUUGGUUCCAGACUUGUUUGGGCUGUGAGCAACCUCAUUGUAUUUGCCUGCAUGGCGAGCACCGCUAUCAUUAGCCUGGUUUCUAUCAGUGCACAUUCACGAGGAGUCCAACAUGUGAUUGAAGCUACUCAAUCAACGAAAAUUGCUUCUUUGGUUGUUUUCUCGCUUCUUGGCAUUCCUCUUGCUGUCACUUACAGUGUUCCUUUCUCUAUCACAGCAGAGUUGACAGCUGAUGCUGGUGGUGGUCAAGGGUUGGCAAUAGGAGUCCUAAAUCUUGCAAUUGUUGUACCUCAGAUGAUUGUAUCACUGGGUGCUGGUCCAUGGGAUGCUUUAUUUGGUGGAGGGAACAUUCCGGCAUUUGUCUUGGCAUCUUUAUCUGCACUUGCUGCUGGCAUUUUUGCAAUGCUCAGACUACCAAAUUUAUCAAGUAAUUAUACAUCAACUGGCUUCCACUUUGGUUGAGUAAAUUAGUUCAUUAUACUCAUUACACGUAGGGCAUGUUACCGAAUCAACAAAAGCAUAGUAUAGUUGUGACAGAUAUCUGAAACUUCCACUCAUAUUCAAUUCAUUUUUCC
Nicotiana attenuata is the source of this 2249-nucleotide messenger RNA. RefSeq names its product sucrose transport protein SUC3. Lineage: Eukaryota; Viridiplantae; Streptophyta; Magnoliopsida; Solanales; Solanaceae. The record is from RefSeq and is a predicted model, not a curated record. Gene Ontology annotation, cellular component: membrane. Bases 319 to 2136 code for a protein of 605 amino acids. Gene Ontology annotation, molecular function: sucrose:proton symporter activity. The transcript has 14 exons.